Molecule: messenger RNA, 1451 nt
Organism: Nymphalis io (European peacock)
Lineage: Eukaryota; Metazoa; Arthropoda; Insecta; Lepidoptera; Nymphalidae
Product: alpha-N-acetylgalactosaminidase-like
Exons: 10
Coding region: 168-1394 (408 amino acids)
Biological process (GO): glycoside catabolic process; oligosaccharide metabolic process; glycosylceramide catabolic process
Cellular component (GO): cytoplasm
Molecular function (GO): alpha-galactosidase activity
Source: RefSeq, a predicted model, not a curated record
UGCUAGCUGAUAAUACAACCCGUUAUAUAUGAGCAAUGGUUUUAAAAGCACCUACUAAUAACUCUGUUUUCAGUAGAAAAUACACUAAAUAGAUAAUUGCAUAGGGCUACUGACGUUUAUAUGCCACCAAAAAGUUUUCAUAUCAAUUUUCAUAUCAUUGCAAAAAGAUGAGCGUGUUACAUUUGACAGUUUUUCUUGGACUGUUUUCGUUUAAUUUGGCGCUUGAUAAUGGCUUAGCGUUGACACCGCCCAUGGGUUGGCUAACUUGGCAGCGGUUUAGAUGUAUAACAGAUUGUGUUAAAUAUCCAAAUGAAUGCAUAAGUGAAGCUCUGAUAAAGCGUACCGCAGAUCGAAUGGUAGAUGAAGGCUAUCUAAAGGCAGGCUACAACUAUGUGGGUAUCGAUGACUGCUGGUUGGAGAAAGAGCGCGAUGUUCAUGGUAAUCUGGUGCCAGAUAGGCAACGAUUCCCCAAUGGCAUGAAAGCUGUCGCUGAUUAUCUUCACGACAGAGGCUUUAAGUUUGCGUUGUACCAAGAUUAUGGAACUAAAACUUGUAUGGGCUACCCAGGCGUACUGGGACACGAGGCGGGCGACAUAAACUCUUUUGUAAAAUGGGAUGUCGACUAUAUCAAAUUGGACGGAUGUUUCAUAGAUACAGCGAAAAUGGAUGAGGGUUACCCUUAUUUUGGUAAAUUGUUGAACGACUCCGGACGACCGAUAGUAUACUCGUGCAGUUGGCCUGCCUAUCAAAAAGAACCGAACUAUGCGUCCAUCGCCAAACAUUGCAACUUGUGGCGAAAUUGGGAUGAUAUCCAGGAUUCCUGGGGAUCACUCAGUUCUAUUAUGACAUGGUUCGCUGAGCAUCAGGACGAAUUCACCAAAUAUGCUGGCCCUGGACAGUGGAAUGACCCUGAUAUGCUGCUAAUAGGUAACUUUGGUCUAUCGUUAGACCAAGCGAAGGUCCAGAUGGCGGUUUGGUCGAUAUUAGCGGCUCCGUUGCUAAUGAGCGUAGAUCUGGAUACGAUUCGACAAGAAUUUAAGGAAAUUCUCCUCAAUCGCGAUAUCAUCAACAUUGAUCAAGAUUCAUUGGGCAAGCCAGGGUCGCGUGUGUGGAAUCAGUCUAAAUGUGAGAUUUGGAACAGGAAGCUGGCAGACGAAUCAUACGCAUUGGCGUUUGUGAACAGACGCGAUGAUGGAGCGCCGUAUUCCGUUAAAGUUUCAUUUGAUUCAAUGAAAAUCCCGAAGCAGGCGUACGAAGUCAAUGACCUUUAUAAAGAGGAAAUGGAUCGAUCUUUUGGACCUACAGGCGAAUUUGAAACGAGAAUAAAUCCGUCAGGUGUAAAGUUUUAUAAGUUCAUACCGAAGAAAUUUAACGAGAUUGACGUGAAGACUUGAGAUAUGAUACGAUAAAUAUUUGUUUUUGAUAAUAAGUAAUAAAUACGAAUUCAGACA